GGCCAUGUUGCUCCGAGAUGGCGUGCUGGUGUGGGUCGAUUUGCUGCGCGGCAUGUUGGUGUGUGACAUACUUCAAGAACGAGAACCCCUUCGUGCGCGCUACAUCCCAUUGCCUGAGCCAUUGCCUAGAAACAGAGAAGAAAUUUUGAAGCAGUUAAUCCCGGGAGCUGGCGUCAGGCGUAUUCGGGAUGUCGCCUAUGUCGAUGGUCUGAUCAAGUUUGUUGAGAUGGAACACCGCGUCACUGUAACAGAGAUUGUAGAGGUUCCUCCUGAAAAGCCGUCUGACCCCAGGGACAAGACUGUCCUCUAUGAUUCUGACUUGAUCAUGCUCUACAAGCGUAAACAUGUGGACAACAUACCCAAGACGCUGCGCACAAUGAAUGGUUGGAGUGCCAUGACAUGGACUAGGGAGAUUGGGUCUGACUGUUGGCUCAAGGGAGUCAUUGUUGAUGUUGAUGACAUUUUGGUCGAUGACUCCGCGUUUUCGGCCUUACUGUCUGGCCAAAGGAAUGAAUCCGCUGGGAGCUUGACAUUCAAGAACAUGUACUCGGCUUGCUCCAUCCUGAGUACAGAUGGUAAUGAUAUCCUUUACCUCAAGUUAUCCAGGAAAUGGAGUGAUCGAUCUGGAUGGGUGGUUGCUGUUGACCUUGAAGAGAAUACACUGAAAGUGGAAGCACCUGGGGCGCACCCAUUUGGAAGAUAUUCUCCUUCGUGGCAAACAUUCCUUCCCUGCGCAUUGGUGAACCAUCUAAAAAUGACUCCUGGCAUUAAAGUCUCAGCAAUUCAAACCGCACAGACAAGCAGCUCUGCGAAUGAGCCAAAUAAUGCAGCUAUCUGUGUCGGUGAGCCUGAUUCCUAUGAAUCUGAAAACAAACGUCCAAGGCUAUUGGCUGAGAAAGCCAACCAUGCACAAGAUUUAGCUCAGAGUACUGUACGGAAUGUUCAUAGCUCACAGGCCUGUCCUGAUCAAAACAAUAUGCCUCCACAACCAUGCUUCAACAGAUGGGAGGCGCCUGGCUACCGUGGGUACUCAUCAUGCCCCCCUCAAAACAAUCCGCCGCUGCCACAAUGUUUCAACAAGUUCACUGGACCCUGCAACCCUGUGUGUGCACCGUCGGCCCCUGCCCCUAACAUACGUAGCUACGACAAUUAUCAUUCGCUGUGGCAGCACCCACUGCUACCGGAGCAGCAGAUGGCACCUAGCAGGGCAUUUGGACCUCAUGUGGCACCCCAUCCAUACUUCAACAACUGGCGUGGAGCCAGACACCAUGGGAAUUCACAGCAACACCCUGCCAGUAACUCAUAUUACUAUGGUGCGCACUCAGGCAGUGGCAACCAAGGAUUUGGAUUUGGUUACCGUCCGAUUUACUACGAUUACCGAUACUAACCACGUUUACUGACCCCCUCCGGUAAAGCACUCUGCCACCCUUACUGUCUGAAAAAUUCCAAGUUAAUUUUGAAUUGGAGGUAUAUAUAAUUAACUGCCGUAUUCAGUAUAUAUCACGGGUUCGACUCCUAGAAGCAUCACUACUGCAAUUGCUGUGUUAGUGUAUGUAUAUAGGUUUCUACCUCUUUUGUCAUUUAAAAUAUAUAUUCAAAUUUCAGCUUCCCCCUAUUCAGUUGCAGCUUCCCUGUAAACACUUAGUGGUGUUUGACCUCGUGCCGUAAGACAUCGAGGUAUGUUCCAAACUGAAAUUUAGAUGUGGUUGCACGCAGUGGCGGAGCUACAGCAGCUUUGCUGGGCGGGCCAGUAGGAAGAACACUCCAAUACUUUUGCACUCAUGUCCGAGUCUACCCUCACUCCUCUGCUGCAUUUGCCAUGUGCUGGGCGGGCCACGGCCACUUUUAGCUACACGUAGCUCCGCCAGUGGCUGCACGGUUGGCCUUUAUGUACGAAAAUAUUAGCCUCACAUAGUUAGAUACUGUACACCGAAACGUAAGUAAAGCUGUCCUGCAUUAGUAUUCACGGGUGUGAAAUAUGAAAAAACAGCAGCUGUUUUUCUGAAGUGUGAACUCAUCAGAAUGGCGCUUAACCUCUUAAAGAGGUACUUUGAAAGAAGCGAAUGUUUGAUAAAGGUGUGGUAAGGGUCAGAGGGUGAUGAAGGGUGGCGGCUCCUUGAAGAUGGAAUAAAGUUCUCCCCGCCUAGCCGUCGCCCUGGUGGUGCGUGUAGCAUCGUUGGAGGGCAUGUGAAGCUGUGUCUCCGGUGUAUCUUGCCGGAUUCAGGCUGUAUUUUUCUUCGCUCGUCUAAGUUUCUGUGUUUACAUGUUGGAUCCUUCCAAUCUAAUCUUCUCUUCAUCGGUGACGGUUACUAUUCUGGCGUGCUGGUCAUGUGGGGCCUUAGCACGACGACUUGACGACUUUCCAACUGUAUACUACAAUGAAGUUUGCCUGGCUCCGAUGAGGGAGGGGCGAUAACUGCGGCACACUGUCAGCUCACUCCAGUGAUUGUAGUCGCUAUUGGAUAGAAGGUGUACGGGCUUGGAUGUAAUUUAUGUUCUUUGUACUACCAAAUAGUUGAUGAAUAGAUUGAAAGUUCUUUUCCCCAAAAAAGCCAUCCAUUGCAUGGUCGUUGUGGCCUUGUGGGUAUGUUACAUCCGGGAUAUUUAUUGUACCUUUAUUUCCCGGGGUACUCCUGUUGCCUACCGGAAUAUAUGGCCCAUUAGAUCAAGGUUGGAGCGACGGUUAAUAUUCAUUUGUCCCUACCAGAAAACUCAUUGCGUGCAAGUUGAGUAGCUACACGUUGGUUUUAGAGAAAAAUAUAUUUUUCGUCUCUCAAGUUCCAAAAAGUGCAGACUUCGUCCUUCAACUUUAUUGGUCUACUUUUGGUCCCUCAAGUUUCAAAACCGGUCAAGUUUCGUCUGAAUUCCGGUUUCGCUAGAAAAUAGGACACAUGGCGUGGUAUUCUCUCUCCCCUCACUUGCCACGCCCGACCUGCCGUUGGGUCAAACAGACAGCCCGCGCGACGCCGUCUUCACUCUCCACCUCGCGCUCUUCUCUUCCUCUUCUCUCUCUCUGUCCCGACCUCACCGUCGCUUUGCCCGGCGUCGUCGCCUUGCUCACCGCCAGCGCCUUGUUCCCCUUCGCUGCCGGCGCCAUGCGAACUCGCGAGGAGAUCCUUGGGUGGAUGAGUGAGGACAGAAGCAGUUGUGCUCCUACACAGGUCUAUAUGCCUGAGGAACUGAUAUCUGGCAAAGUGCCACUCGCAAUCGAAGAUCCAGAGUUUUGCGGCAUUGAAACGGAGAGCAAUUUUAGUUGUUUUUGUGGAUUUUUGCCGGUGAGAAAGGUUGCUUAUGAAGGUGUGAACACUGGCAGAAGGUUCAUUUGUUGCAUGCGGGAGGAUGAACAAGCAUGCGAUUUUCUGAUGUGGUAUGAUCCUGAAUGGCCUGCACCAGCGCAAAGAUCUAUGAAUGCACUUUAUGCAGAUAAGUUGAAGGCUGAAGAUUGUAAGAUGAAUUGGAGCUCAUGUUGGCCGAUAAGAUAUCUGACAUGGAAGAAAAAGAGAAGAAAAGGCAACAGAAGAUGAUAUCCAAGACGAAGGCAAUGAAGAUGGAGCUAAACAAGAAGGAUCUGUUUAUCUGGGUGUUAGUUGGUAGCAAUAUAGCUUUAUUUGCAGUGCUAGCUGUGCUUAUUGGACUGAAAAUGUAAUGUUUUUGUAAGUUGCACUCCUAGCUGUUGCCAAGAACUGAAUGUAAUAGGCUAAGAUGCUAUGUAUGUUAGUUUGUUGUGCUUAUAAGCACUGACCAAUUGUACCUAUUUCAAUUGACAUUAUAAGCACUGAAUUAUUCUGUACUAAAUUGUGCUCUAUGUUGUACA
Molecule: messenger RNA, 3814 nt
Organism: Triticum urartu
Lineage: Eukaryota; Viridiplantae; Streptophyta; Magnoliopsida; Poales; Poaceae
Source: RefSeq, a predicted model, not a curated record